Manduca sexta (tobacco hornworm) is the source of this 509-nucleotide messenger RNA. RefSeq names its product small proline-rich protein 2H-like. The record is from RefSeq and is a predicted model, not a curated record. The coding region runs from base 35 to 457 and encodes 140 amino acids. The transcript is spliced from 2 exons. NCBI's taxonomy places the organism in Eukaryota, Metazoa, Arthropoda, Insecta, Lepidoptera, Sphingidae.
AAAAUUUAUUACAUUAAAAACAGCAAAAGGCAAAAUGAGUGCUCCUUUCUACAGUUUUGACCCUUGUGUUUGCACAGGGCUUCCUUGCGGGGCUUGCUAUCCAUACUCUACGAAACCCUGCGCCGCGUCCCGCAACGACCUGGGGAUAUGCUCCGUGUGUCCUGGUGGGGGCUGCUCGCCUUGUCCGGCUCCAGUGAGACCAUGUCCAGAACCGUGUCCUGCCCCACCUAUACUGCCAUGCCUGCCACCAUGUCCGCCUUGCGACAAGCCCGCCACGCCGGUACCAGCUCCUGUUCCGCUAUGCGAUUCUGCAGCUAUACCGUUCUGUCGACCUAAUCGGUGCAAGCCUUGCCCUUGUUACUCCUGCACUGAACCAGCCAUCUGUUCACCGAAGCGGUGCAGUUACCCAGGGGUACCCGUGUGCUCAGGGUGCGGGCCUUGCAUGCCUGUGUGGUAAACAAAUGUAAAGGUGUCCUGUUUUGUAGUGAUAAUACACUUGAAGUACUAAA